Messenger RNA from Lobosporangium transversale, 237 nucleotides. RefSeq lists its product as hypothetical. The transcript has a single exon. The annotation marks the transcript as partial. The record is from RefSeq and is a predicted model, not a curated record. Gene Ontology annotation, molecular function: histone deacetylase activity. Lineage: Eukaryota; Fungi; Mortierellomycota; Mortierellomycetes; Mortierellales; Mortierellaceae.
UGUUGCAUCAAUGAUAUUGUAUUAACUAUUUUGGGGUUACUUCGGUAUCAUCAGCGUGCUCUAUACGUUGAAAUUGAUACUCGCCAUAGCGAUAGGAUUAAAGAAGCUUCCUACAUUAUAGACCGUGUCACUACAGCUUCAUUUCACUUAACAGGAUUCCUUCUUGGGAUUGGAAAGCUCGAAGAGACCGGUGUUGGCAAAGGCAAAAACCAUGCAAUCAAUGCACCUCUAAAAAAG